AUGAUUACACCGUGUUUGGUGCUGUUUUUAGUGCUCACUGCUCAAUUUUUGGAGGCGGUAUCCCGAACAAUUAGACACCGUUCACGAGGAUGUGACGAAAUGCCAAUACGACUGCAGAAAGAACUGUUCGAAAAAGGAUGUCGCAGUUUAUAUAACUCAUCGAUGCCUAGAUAUAGAGCGCAGCCCGUGUUUCGAAGAUCUCUGAUUCUGGACUAUUGA
This is a messenger RNA of Soboliphyme baturini, 219 nucleotides long. Lineage: Eukaryota; Metazoa; Nematoda; Enoplea; Dioctophymatida; Soboliphymatidae. The record is from the annotation of a GenBank genome assembly.